AGAGAAGAUCGAAGAAGAAAAAUCAGAACCUUGCUACAAAUAAAACCAUAGGCAAUGGAUUGCUUUGCCACCCCGCUGUACACAUUUGUUUCUCGCUCAGAUUCCACACGCAUGACGACGCUCUUUGGGUUGCUCGCUUUCGCCGGCGCCGCGCUGCUCGCCGCGGCCGGCAUGGCCAGCGGCCAGCAGCAGGGCGGCGUGUCGUCCAUCAUCAAGCAGGAGACGUUCGAUUCCAUGCUGAGCGGCCGCGGCCAGGCCGGCUGCGAGGGCGGGGCGUUCUACACCUACGACGCCUUCGUGGAGGCCGCGAGCAACUUCAGCGGCUUCGGCACCACAGGCGACGAGGAGACACGCAAGCGCGAGCUCGCCGCCUUCUUUGGGCAGACCUCCCUCGUAACACAAGGUUACUGCUGGGUGAAAGCGCGGAGCUCGACGAUUGCACGAUACUACGGACGAGGCCCCAUACAGCUGAGUUUCGACUACAAUUACUGGCGGGCCGGGGAGGCGUUGGGGCUGGACCUGCUGAAGGACCCGGACCUGGUGUCCACGGACCCUGUGGUGGCAUUCAAGACGGCCAUCUGGUUCUGGAUGACGUCGUGGCCGCCCAAGCCGUCGUGCCACGCGGCCAUGACCGGCGGCUGGACCCCGUCCGCCCAAGACCGCGAUGCCGGGUUGCUUCCCGGGUACGGCAUGACCACCAACCUCCUCACCGGCGGGACGGGGUGCGGCAAGGACCAUGGGAGCCCCGAGGCCAUGGCGCAGGUCAGCUACUACAAGAAGUACUGCGACAUCCUCCAAACGGGCUACGGUGAAGACCUGUUCUGUGGGAAGCAGAGUCUCGCACAAGCGCCGUCAGUUCCGCAGCCUCCACAAAAUUCGGGAGGACGUUCGCCUCUUUCCAGAAUUGGGCUUCUGGUCGGUGUAUCUGUCGGUUCUGUAUUGUUCUUGAUCAUUAUCGGCUCCUUGAUCUGGCUCUUUGUACGACGGCGACGGCGGAUGCAAGUUGAAACCCGCGAGGAAGCGAUGGAGCAAGGGCUGGAUGAGAGGAACUUCUUCGACGACGAUCAGGCCAUGGAAGACGAUUUCGAGAAAGGGACCGGGCCCAAGCGGUUUCGCUACAGCGACUUGGUCGUAGCCACCGACAACUUUUCUGAUGAUAAGAAGCUUGGCCAAGGAGGCUUUGGCUUGGUGUAUAAAGGAUUUCUGCACGAAUUGAACCUUCAUGUGGCUAUCAAGAGAGUUUCCAAGGGAUCCAAACAGGGGAGGAAAGAGUAUGCCUCGGAGGUAAGGGUCAUAAGGCGGCUUCGGCAUAGGAAUCUCGUGCAGCUUAUUGGUUGGUGUCAUGGAGGCGGCGAGCUUCUCCUUGUGUACGAGUUCAUGCCCAAUGGUAGCCUCGACCGGCAUCACUAUGGCGCCACGAACGCCAUGCUUUCAUGGCCAGUUAGGCAUGAGAUUGUUCUCGGGUUGGGCUCUGCACUUCUAUACCUACACCAAGACUGGGAACAAUGUGUUCUGCAUAGGGACAUCAAGCCAAGCAAUGUCAUGCUAGACGCAUCGUUCAAUGCCAAGCUCGGCGAUUUCGGGCUCGCCAGGCUCGUUGACCACGGUCAAGGGUCACUCACGACGGCGCUCGCCGGCACAAUGGGGUACAUGGACCCAGAAUGCAUGAGCACCGCGAGGACCAACACGGAGUCAGACAUCUACAGCUUUGGCGUCGUUCUCCUAGAGAUCGCGUGUGGCAGGCGGCCUAUAGUGGUGGCUGAUCAGGAGGAAGACACGAUCCACCUGACUCAAUUUGUUUGGGAUUCUUAUGGCAGGGGAAGGAUUCUGGACGCUGCCGAUGCGCGGCUAGAAGGAGAAUUCGACGUCCGAGAGAUGGAGUGUGUGAUGGUCGUCGGGCUGUGGUGUUCUCAGCUUGAUUGCAGCCUGAGACCGUCGAUUAGACAAGCUGUGAACGUGCUGAGGUUCGAGGCGCCACUGCCGGUCCUGCCUGCAAGGAUGCCGGUGGCAACUUACAUGCCGCCUGUCGAUAGACAAAGUUGUACAUCUUCGGACGUGACAGGCGGUAGCAGCAACAGCGCGGCCACCGCUCAGUCAAGAUCGACUGAAACAUCUUCCAUUCGACAGCAAACCUGAUAGAUUAGAAAUAAAAUUCCCCCCUUUUAUGUUUUUAUUUUAUUUCUAUAUAUGAAACAUUUUUUAUGGAAGAGAAAUAAGAAGAUUUAGUUCAUAUU
Messenger RNA from Brachypodium distachyon (stiff brome), 2234 nucleotides. Its product is annotated as L-type lectin-domain containing receptor kinase IX.1. Gene Ontology annotation, biological process: protein phosphorylation; chitin catabolic process; cell wall macromolecule catabolic process. Bases 55 to 2136 code for a protein of 693 amino acids. The transcript has 5 exons. Gene Ontology annotation, molecular function: protein kinase activity; ATP binding; chitinase activity. NCBI's taxonomy places the organism in Eukaryota, Viridiplantae, Streptophyta, Magnoliopsida, Poales, Poaceae. Gene Ontology annotation, cellular component: plasma membrane. The record is from RefSeq and is a predicted model, not a curated record.